Messenger RNA from Dermacentor andersoni, 1921 nucleotides. Its product is annotated as U6 snRNA-associated Sm-like protein LSm2. Gene Ontology annotation, biological process: mRNA splicing, via spliceosome. The record is from RefSeq and is a predicted model, not a curated record. Lineage: Eukaryota; Metazoa; Arthropoda; Arachnida; Ixodida; Ixodidae. Gene Ontology annotation, molecular function: RNA binding. Gene Ontology annotation, cellular component: U4/U6 x U5 tri-snRNP complex; precatalytic spliceosome; catalytic step 2 spliceosome.
UGCAUCCAACCACGGAGGCAACGGAGGCAUCCAACCUACCGAUCUCUGGUGCUGUCUUUGCGACACUUCUAGUUCGGUCUGCGUGGUUCGAUCGGCUAGUUGGGUUCCAGAAAAAAACGUGCUGUCAAGAAACCUUUCUUUUGCGUUUCUGCGAACAUGUUGUUCUACUCGUUCUUCAAGUCCUUGGUCGGCAAAGAUGUUGUCGUUGAGCUGAAAAACGACUUAAGUAUGUGCGGAACGCUCCACUCUGUGGACCAGUAUCUAAACAUAAAGCUCACAGACAUCAGUGUGACUGAGCAGGACAAGUACCCCCACAUGCUCUCCGUCAAGAACUGCUUCAUAAGAGGGUCCGUAGUGCGUUAUGUUCAGCUGCCAGCAGAUGAAGUGGACACACAGUUGCUCCAAGAUGCUGCAAGGAAAGAGGCCUCGCAAAGCAAGCCAUAAGUGGAUGCAUAGACAUGUGAACCGCACAAUGUUACCUUCAUCUCUUUAUUUUCAUCAUUUUAUGUCUUCAUGCAUUGUCACUGUGAUGUGUGCACAGUUGGUUUUGUUAUUUGGUUAAGCUUUGUGUAAAUAGGAAAUCAAGAAAAUAAACCUGCUGCAUGGAGCCUAUGUUAUAAAGGAAAUCAGAGGUGCUGAUUCUUGAAAUCUGUGUUGUUAUGCAGAUAAAGAACUACUUCAACUCCACAAGUGUUGCGUUUUGCUCCGUGGCUGUGAUCUGCUAUUGAGCUUGAGGUCACAGGUUCAAUGCCCGGUAACAUGACUGUAUUCAUAUGGAGGGCAGAAUGCAAGAACACUCAUAUUUAGAUACAGGUGCAUGUUGAACCCCUGGUGGUCAAAAUUGAUCCUAAGCCCUCCAGUGCCGCAUCUUUCGUAGGCUAGGUUUUGUUAAAGACUGAACUCAUUAGCUUCAUGGCAUGCAGCAAAAUAAUGCGAAAGCAUUAUAUGUCCCAUGAGGCAGGAAAGCCAUCGUUGUCCACAACGAGUGGGACCGAAAAUCAGUGAUGUCAUCAGUGGCUUGUAUGACAUCAAUAGUAAUACAGAAGAUAGUAAAUUGUAUAAAAAUGUUAAUUAUUAGUAAUUAUAGAUAAUUCAUGUGAAUUAGACUGAAUUUAAGUUAGAACAAGUAACUCCAAGGUGACUUAAUUUGGAGUAAAGUGAAUUAAGGUUAAAAAAAGGUGGAAGAAGGUUGGUACAACUCGGAGCAAGGUGGAUUAAGGUACAGUUGUGAAGGGAACGUGGCAGUGUAUGAUGUCGCAUGUCAUGGACAUAACUAAUUAACUAGAGAAGUCAUUAUGCUUUUGCAUUCAACUCGCUUAAGGAUACUUAAGUGACUCAAUGUUUUAUCUUUUGGUUCACUUGUCCUGUGUUCUGAUGCUGGUAGUUCAACUUUUUUUGCACACAGCAGUACUAAUGUUACGGUUGCUUGUAGCUUCCAAUAUAAGCACAUACUCAUUCUACAAAUGAUUUGAAUGUCUGUUAUGUAGAGGCUUUUCAACAUUGUUAAGUUACAAAAUUUAUGUGCAUCGCCAACAGUUGGUCCACUUUGGACUGUAAAUCGUGAAGGCUGAGGUUCAACGCGGAUUGCAGGUAUUCUAUAACAGCCACAACACUAAAAGGUGCCCUUUAGGACCCUUUAUAGUACCCAUGACAGUGGCUUGGUGGUUGUAGUGUUUUGCUGCUGAGCAUGAGGUUGUGGGUUAGAUUCCAGACAGUGGCAGCCACAUUUUGAUAAUGGUUGGAAUGCAAAAGCACUCGUGUACCAUUCUGGUGGAAAUAACAAAUGGUCAAAAAUAGUCCAAAGCCCUCCACUGCAGCAUACCUCGCAACCCUUUGUGCACUUUAGAAAUGUUACAAUGAUUUAGCCUCUUUUAUGAAAGUUGUGGAAUGCAUCUGGUAUUAAAGGGUGUCUCUUGAUGAA